UCCAAAGCAAGUUUACCCCCUGGCAGCCUGGCUGUUGUGUUUGGGAAAGUCUGGAAGAGUUCUCACCGUGUCGGACUUCCCAGCUCUCCUUUAAGGACUUCCCAGCUCUCCUUUAACGGCUUCUCCUCGUCUUUGACUCCCAUUCGGACCGUUGGUGGAUUUAAUACUGACUUCUCGGGAUUUGACUGACUUUUCCGGUCGUUCAUGGCGCAUUUCACCCCGGACGUGGUCUUGUCCUGCGGUCCCAGGCCAGCAGCAUCGUCUCCUUAAUUGUCGCUUGGCUGCUGAAAAAAAGGCGAUAAAUGAGCUUGUGAAGUCGCUCCAUGUAGGCCUAAGUAACAAGGGGCCUAUGGUGAACUUCUGCUGCUGCUCAAGCCAACUAUGUCGGGAGUGGUCCGCACCCUGAGCCGCUGCCUGCUGCCGGCCGAGGCCAGCCGGGAGCCGGGCGGCAGUAAGGAGAGGAGCCGGGGCAGGGACGCGGCGCAGGAGCGGGAGGCGCGUCGUCGGAGCCGGGAGAUCGACGCCAUGUUAGCCCGGGAAAGGAGAGCUGUGAGGCGGCUGGUGAAAAUCCUCUUGCUCGGGGCGGGAGAAAGCGGGAAGUCGACUUUUCUCAAGCAGAUGCGCAUCAUUAACGGACAGGAGUUUGACCAAAAAGCACUUCUGGACUUCCGGGACACUAUUUAUGAAAAUAUAUUGAAGGGCAUGCGCGUGCUGGUGGACGCCCGGGACAAGCUGGGCAUCAGCUGGCAGAGCUGCGAGAACGAGAAGCAAGGCAUGCUGGUGAUGUCGUGGGAGGGACGCGUGGGCGGCGCCGGGGUGGAGCCCGGCGAGUUCCAGCUGUACGUGAUGGCGCUGAGCGCACUGUGGGCCGACGCCAGCGUACAACAAGCCUACGCGCGACGCUCCGAGUUCCAGCUGAGUGAGUCGGUCAAAUACUUCCUGGAUAACUUGGAGCGCAUUGGUCAACUGAGCUACACCCCCAGCAGGCAGGACAUCUUGUUCGCCAGGAAGGCCACCAAAGGCAUCGUGGAGCACGACUUCGUCAUCAAGAAGAUCCCCUUCAAGAUGGUGGACGUGGGGGGGCAGAGGUCGCAGAGGCAGAAGUGGUUCCAGUGCUUCGACGGCAUCACGUCCAUCCUCUUCAUGGUGUCCUCGUCCGAGUACGACCAGGUCUUGAUGGAGGACCGGCGCACCAACCGCCUGAUGGAGAGCAUGAACAUCUUUGAGACCAUCGUCAACAACAAGCUCUUCCUCAACGUCUCCAUCAUCCUCUUCCUCAACAAAACGGACCUGCUGGUGGAAAAGAUUCGCAGCGCCGACAUCCGCAAGAACUUCCCGGAGUUCCGAGGGGACCCGCGGCGGCUGGAGGACGUGCAGGCAUUCCUGGUGCAGUCAUUCAGCCGUAAAAGGAGAAACCGAGGCAAGCCUCUCUUCCACCACUUCACCACAGCGGUGGACACAGAGAACAUCCGCUUCGUCUUCCACGCCGUCAAGGACACCAUCUUGCAGGAGAACCUCAAAGACAUCAUGCUGCAGUAGUCUAGUCACUCAACUCACCUUCUUUAUCAAAGUGUCUUGUGGGACUCAACUGGCCAGGGGGAGGGAAGACACGCCUCCUUUAAACACACCCGACCUGAGAAGACACGCCUCCUUUAAACACACCUGACCUGAGA
Molecule: messenger RNA, 1673 nt
Organism: Entelurus aequoreus (snake pipefish)
Lineage: Eukaryota; Metazoa; Chordata; Actinopteri; Syngnathiformes; Syngnathidae
Product: guanine nucleotide-binding protein subunit alpha-12-like
Exons: 6
Coding region: 382-1539 (385 amino acids)
Biological process (GO): adenylate cyclase-modulating G protein-coupled receptor signaling pathway; Rho protein signal transduction
Cellular component (GO): brush border membrane; heterotrimeric G-protein complex
Molecular function (GO): D5 dopamine receptor binding; guanyl nucleotide binding; G-protein beta/gamma-subunit complex binding
Source: RefSeq, a predicted model, not a curated record